Siniperca chuatsi (mandarin fish) is the source of this 2308-nucleotide messenger RNA. It is a transcript of the gene elf3, whose product is annotated as E74-like factor 3 (ets domain transcription factor, epithelial-specific). Gene Ontology annotation, cellular component: nucleus. Bases 169 to 1326 code for a protein of 385 amino acids. The transcript has 9 exons. Gene Ontology annotation, biological process: regulation of transcription by RNA polymerase II; cell differentiation. The record is from RefSeq and is a predicted model, not a curated record. Lineage: Eukaryota; Metazoa; Chordata; Actinopteri; Centrarchiformes; Sinipercidae. Gene Ontology annotation, molecular function: DNA-binding transcription factor activity, RNA polymerase II-specific; sequence-specific DNA binding.
AGUAUAAAGCUCCACAGGUGGUUAAAUGUAGCAGCAGGUGCAUCUUUGCCUCACAGAGAGAGGUUACACAGACAACAGUGGAAAUUAUACAACACAUGCUCACACUGCGGAUUGUCCUGGAGCAUUAUUAUUUUGCAUCAUAUUGUGGCUCCUGCUUUAAGUGUCUCCAUGUCAUCACCGUGCCUCAGCAGCGUCCUGACUCAUGCCAACCUCACCAUGUAUCAGACUGGCGUCUCUGAUGUACUGCAGCAGCAACCCAGUGUGCUGCCCAGCAUCAACAACCUGCAGAUCAGAAAUCCAGCUUACAACUCAAACACAAACGGUCAGUGGUACAAGCACAGCAACCCUCACUGCUGGACACCAGACAACGUUCUGGAGUGGAUCAGCGACUACGUAGAGAGCACCAAGUUCGAUGCCAGCACCCUGAGUCUGGCCUACUGCGCCAUGGACGGCCCCUCCCUUUGCCAGAUGAACCGGGACCAGAUGACUGGGGUCUUCGGCCCGCAGCUCGGUCUACAGCUCCACCAGAGUCUGCAGGAACACAAGACCAAAUAUGAGCUGCAGAGCCUGUCAGGACCAGAGAUGAAUGAGACCUGCCAGCUCCUGGACAACUUCCUGGACAACCUAAACUUCCCUUUACUCAGCACCAUUAGAAUUGGCCAAGCUGAAGAAGCUGUCAGCAAGAGGGAGUUUGACUACAGGGAUGAUUAUGAUCUGACCAGUCUGACCAUGGAGCCCAUGACACCUCUGGGAGACACUGAGUACCUGUCUGAUAAUCAGUCUGACAGCGAGUAUAGCUCCUCCUCCAACAGUGGCAUGUUUAGCUUCUCAAGCCUCAGCUCACCAGAGUCUGGCAGUGGCGAAUCAGACCCGGAGUUCUCCUACCCUCUGAUUUCAAAGGUGGACAUCAAAACAGAGAAAGUCGAGGCUCGACUGAAGCGACCACGGGGACGACCUCCUAAAGUCAGCAGAGAGCACAGCAGCAGCAUUUAUGACAAUCCAAAGAAAAACAAACAUGCACCUCGUGGCACUCACCUAUGGGAGUUCAUCAGGGACAUUCUGAUCUACCCAGAGAGGAACCAGGGUCUCAUGAAGUGGGAAGACCGCCGCGAGGGUGUCUUUAAGUUCCUCAAGUCUGAGGCUGUGGCUCAGAUGUGGGGCCAGAAGAAGAAGAACAGCAGCAUGACGUAUGAGAAACUCAGCCGUGCCAUGAGGUAUUACUAUAAGAGGGAGAUCCUCGAGCGAGUUGAUGGCCGGAGGCUUGUAUACAAAUUCGGAAAGAACUCCAGCGGCUGGAAGAUUGAGGACAUUGGCACGGGCAUAUGAGACACCAGUCACUGAGGGGGUAGAAACCAAAAAGCCAAUCAGAGCAGUAGUUCAGGAACUAGAAAUAAUUGUGUGGUCUGUCUGGAAAGAAAAUCGUGCUGCCCCAGAUGUUUAAAACACUAACUUCCUCUUAGAAGGAAGGUGUUGCAGAAAAUGUAAGCCAGUGUUUUUGGCUCUAGUAGGUUUUAUGAACCAAUGUUAAUGUUGUACCUGUUUUGUGUUUUGAUUGUCACUACAGAAACUUUACUAUGUGCGCAGUAACUAAAAUGGACAUCGUUUUGGAUGCUUAUGAGUUUCUGUAAGCACCUAGAGGCUGAAAAAGCUAACUUUUUACGAUUAUACAGAAUUCACUCUGGUGUUUGUAUUCAAGUUUCUUUACUGAUGCUGGACUAACUCAUCCUCAUCUGUCACUAUGGAGUUUGUUUUGGUAUAUGGCCAUUAAUGACUGUACUGUGGCACUGGAAAUAUUAUUCUAUUUUUUUCUUACUUUUAUAUUACUGUCUUGUUAUUGUAAAAAGUCAGUUUUCCAUGUAAAUGUUAAAUUAGUUGUUGAUCUGAAUGUAGGACCAAGUUUGGAAAAGUCUUCUAUUGGUAAACUCAAUGUGAAGGACAGAACAGAGCGAGAUAAAUGUAGGUGAUGCUACAGUACUUCACAUUUAUAUAGUAAUGAUGUGCACUACAUGUCUAUCGGUAUCACUUAUUAUAAAGUGUGUUUACACAAUGUUUGAGUAAAAAGUAGUACUAUAUCACAUGUUCUAUACUUUAUAUGAUCAUCACCUGUAAAAACAGUUUGUAUGAAUCAGUCAGAAAUCAGUUGCACAUUGUUUGUGUGAUUGUUUUAAUGUGAUUAAUCCAUUUUGCAGUCAUCCACUUUGGGGUACUAAUGUAUAUGUAUGUGGAGUGAAUCUCAUAUCAUUAAUGAUAUAUCUUAAUUAAUGGCAUAUUGUUUUUAUAGAAAUAAAUUUUGACAUGUAUUACCUUC